AUGGCAAAUCCUACACAAGGUCGUUCCUCUUCCAUCCUGCUAGCAUCUGGACGCCAGGCACCUCAACAGGCCGUCCUCCUCUGGGCUGCUCCACAGUUCGUGUCAAAGUGUGGGCUACAUCAUGGAAAAAGAAAGCCUCCUCGCUGCAGCUUCGCCUGCUCGGCCUCCGGGAUUCCUUCCACCGAACCACCCUAUGUUGAGGAGAUGUUGGCACGAGAAAAUGCAAGGACGCGCAACACGGAACGGAAGGCUAGAAUACGGAAACAUCUGGAGAAACCUGAAUUCUCGCCAUCUGCCUAUGACACAGCAUGGGUGGCUAUGGUGCCAUUGCCCGACACCAAUCGGCAGGCUCCAUGCUUCCCUCAGUGUGUUGAAUGGAUAUUGCAAAAUCAACACUGUAGUGGUUCAUGGGGUAUCAACCAAUUCGGCUUAUUAGCAAACAAGGAUAUUCUGUUAUCAACACUGGCUUGUAUCAUUGCACUUAAGAAAUGGAACGUUGGCUCCGACCACAUAAGUAGAGGACUAGAAUUUAUUGGAAGGAAUAUCUCCACUGUAAUGGAUAAGCAGAUUGUUUCUCCUAUAGGCUUCAAUCUCAUUUUCCCUGGUAUGUUUAACCAUGCUAUCAGGAUGGGUUUGGAAUUUCCAGUCAGAGAAACUGAUAUCAGUGGGAUACUUCACCUUCGUGAGAUGGAGCUGAGAAGAUUGGCUGGUGAGGAAUCUAACGGGAAAGAAACAUAUCUGGCCUUUGUUGCUGAAGAAGGGUUGGUAAGCCUGCUGGACCGCAAUGAAGUUAUGAACUUCCAGAGAAAGAAUGGGUCGUUGUUCAACUAUCCUGCCGCAACGGCCGCUGUAUUAGUCCACCGCUACGAUGAUAAAGCUCUCCAAUACCUCAAUUCCAUUGUCAGUAUAUUUGGCAGUGCAGUACCAACAGUGUACCCACAGAAUAUAUAUUAUCAGCUCUCAAUGGUGGAUAUGCUCAAAAAGAUCGGAAUAUCUCGGCACUUUUCCAGUGAGAUAAACAGUAUCCUGGACAAGGCAUACAUUUCCUGGUUACAGAGAGAUGAGGAAAUAAUCCAAGAUGUAGAAACAUGUGCAAUGGCAUUUCGCCUUUUACGGAUGAAUGGAUAUGAUGUUUCAUCAGAUGAGUUGUCCCAUGUUUCUCAAGCCUUCACUUUCCAUAACUCACUGGAAGGUUAUUUAAAUCAAACAAAAUCUUUAUUAGAGUUAUACAAGGCUUCAGAACUAUGUUUGUCAGAAAAUGAAUUGGUCCUGGAGAACAUAAGUAACUGGUCAGGGCGCUUAUUGACAGAAAAGUUGUGCUGUAAUGGGUCAGAAAGAAUGCCAAUUCUUGGAGAGGUAGAAUAUACUCUUAAAUUUCCAUUUUAUGCAACAGUGGAAGCUCUAGAUCAUAAGAGGAACAUUGAACAUUUUGACUCUAGGGUUCCUCAGCAGCUAAAGACAAAAAACUUGCUGUGUCAUGUUAAUCAAGAUCUUCUAGAUUUUGCCAUUGAAGAUUUCAGUAUUUCUCAAUCUAUAUACCAGGAUGAACUUAGCCACAUCGAGAGGUGGGAGAAAGAAAACAGGCUGCACCAGCUAAGAUUUCUACGCAAGGGGAGUCUAAUAAAUUGUUACCUCUCUGCUGCUGCAACCAUAUCCGCUCAUGAAUUCUCUGAUGCUCGCAUUGCAUGUGCGAAAAGUAUUGCGCUCGUACUUGUUAUUGAUGACUUCUUUGAUGUUGGAGCAUCCAAAGAAGAACAAGAAAACCUCAUCGCAUUAGUAGAGAAGUAUGUUUCCCUUAACUUGAUUUCUUUGUCUACACUUUCUGAAACAGCGCUGGUGUAUUAUGCUUUGCAAGUGAGUCAUCCUUCCUGUUUUGCCAAUGGUUGUCUUAGGUGGGAUGACCAUCAAAAAGUUGAGUUCUACUCUGAGCAAGUAGAAGUAGUAUUUUCUGCUUUUUAUACCACAGUUAAUCAGAUUGGAGAAAUGGCUUCUGCAAUACAAAACUGCGAUGUUACAAAGCACUUGGAUGAAACAUGGCUACAUUACAUGAGGUCUGUGGCAACCGAGGCAAAAUGGCAACGGAAUCAAUAUGUGCCAACAGUUGAGGAAUACAUGACAGAACCGCUUACCUCAUACGGGAUGGGCCCGAUUAUGCUCACAUCACUGUAUUUUGUCCAAAAAAAUCUCCUGAAGCACAUUAUCAAAGACCCGGAGUACAGUGAGUUGCUUAGACUAAUGGGUACAUGUGGCCGUCUCUUGAAUGAUACUCAAGGCUUUGAGAGGGAAUCCAGAGAUGGAAAACUGAACAUCAUCUCACUGCUUGUUCUUCAGAGUGGAGGUUCCAUGUCCAUAGAAGCUGCUCAAGAGGCCACACAGUUGUCAAUAGCCUCAUGUCGGAGAGACCUGCUAAGGAUGGUUGUUAGAGAAGACCGUGUUGUUCCUAGGCCAUGCAAGGAGCUGUUCUGGAGGUUUUGUAGGACAGCUCACUUGUUCUACUGUCACACCGACGGAUUUACGUCGCCCAAGGAAAUGCUCUGCACAAUGAAUGCAAUAUUCACAGAGCCACUCAAACUUCAAACUACCAGUCCUUCUUUUGAUGUUCAAUCAGAACAAUAA
Molecule: messenger RNA, 2616 nt
Organism: Triticum turgidum subsp. durum (durum wheat)
Lineage: Eukaryota; Viridiplantae; Streptophyta; Magnoliopsida; Poales; Poaceae
Source: the annotation of a GenBank genome assembly